AUGCUUUCAAAACUCAUCAUCCUUUCGUGCCUGGUGGCGGUGGCCAUCUGCGAGUCGAAGCUGAAGGUGGAUGUUGUGAGCGUGCCCGAGGGCUGCACGACCAAAUCAAAGAACGGUGACAUGCUGACGAUGCACUACACCGGCAAGCUGACCGAUGGUACCAAAUUCGACUCCAGCUUCGACCGUGACCAGCCUUUCACCUUCCAGCUCGGAGCCGGUCAGGUUAUUAAAGGAUGGGACCAGGGUCUGACAGACAUGUGCGUCGGUGAGAAGCGUGUGCUGACCAUCCCGCCAGAGCUCGGCUAUGGUGACCGGGGAGCCGGAAACGUUAUUCCCGGCGGUGCGACCCUCGUGUUUGACGUCGAGCUGAUCAACAUCGGCGAUUCGCCCCCAACCACGAACGUGUUCAAGGAGAUCGACGAAAACAAGGACAUGCAGCUGAGCCGCGAGGAGGUGAGCGAGUACCUGAAGAAGCAGAUGGUCGCCGCCGACGGUGGCCAGGAGUCGGAGGACAUCAAGAACAUGAUCGCCGAACACGACAAGCUGGUGGAGGAAAUCUUCCAGCACGAGGACAAGGACAAGAACGGCUACAUCUCGCACGACGAGUUUUCGGGUCCGAAGCAUGACGAGCUGUAAGACUGGCCGGCA
Anopheles marshallii is the source of this 648-nucleotide messenger RNA. It is a transcript of the gene Fkbp14, whose product is annotated as FK506-binding protein 2. The record is from RefSeq and is a predicted model, not a curated record. NCBI's taxonomy places the organism in Eukaryota, Metazoa, Arthropoda, Insecta, Diptera, Culicidae. The transcript is spliced from 3 exons. Bases 1 to 636 code for a protein of 211 amino acids. Gene Ontology annotation, molecular function: calcium ion binding; peptidyl-prolyl cis-trans isomerase activity.